Messenger RNA from Maylandia zebra (zebra mbuna), 836 nucleotides. Lineage: Eukaryota; Metazoa; Chordata; Actinopteri; Cichliformes; Cichlidae. The record is from RefSeq and is a predicted model, not a curated record.
GUUUCCACCUGGCCUUUCCCAACUGGCACGCUGCCUCCUCUGGGACGAGACCUGGGCGACGGUUGCAAGGCCCUGAGCCUGCCACAGAGGACUCAAUGUGUGAUGAGCCAUCUCAGUUCGCAGAGAGUGAGAGACCACGCCCACAAGGGUCAUCUCCAGUUGAGGAGUAUCCUGAGACUGAAAAAUACAGUGACAGUGAUAAAGAGUGUGAAGCAGAGCAUGACCCACGCCACAAAGGUGGGACUGGAAAGAAAACUAAAAAGUCUGGGCUUGGGUCCAUGUUUGAAAAGCGCUCUACUCCAAAGAUGAGUAAACUCAAGGAAGCUGAGAGCCCUGAAUCUGAGGUGAUAGUGAAAACGGCCAAAGAUGGAUGUGCAGAGGGUCUCAUUUAUGGUGGAGGGGGAAAAGAAGGGAUUUUCAUUAAGGAAGUAGUGCCAGAGUCACCAGCCUCCAAAAAUCUAAAACUGAAAGAAGGUGAUCAGAUUUUGAGUGCCACUGUGUAUUUUGACAACAUGUCAUAUGAGGAUGCCAUUCAGAUUCUGGAGCAUGCUCAGGCAUAUAAACUGAAGCUUUGCUUGAAGCGCAAGCCAGAGAUCACAGAGACCGAACCAGCCAUCGAAUCUGACGUUAUACCUGAAGAAGACCUCCACACUCCACAGAUGAGAGAACAAGGAAAAACUAAAAGACGCGGAGAAGCUCGCAUUUCGUGGCCCAAGUUUUCAUCCUUUGGAAAAGGGCGAAAAUCACGUUUUACAAGGUCUCACAGUUCCUCAGAGGCUGAGAACAAAGAAAGCUUGAACUCAGCCCAACAACAAGCGACACAGAGUCACCAAUAA